AGUUGGUCCUGAAUGAAAGUGGCGCGCCGCCCCUGACGUUAACGGAGUAAGAGCGGCUGGGUUACGACGCCGACCCGGAAUCUGGUGUGUCCGGCGCCUGGUGGACAGCGGACCGCGAGCAGGCGGCGGCGGGCAGCCAGCGUCGGCGGAGGGGCGGCUCUGCGUGGCCCCAAGACAUGGCUCACAACAAGAUCCCGCCGCGAUGGCUGAACUGCCCGCGGCGCGGCCAGCCGGUGGCAGGAAGAUUCUUACCUCUGAAGACAAUGUUAGGACCAAGAUAUGACAGUCAAGUUGCUGAAGAAAAUCGGUUCCAUCCCAGUAUGCUCUCAAAUUAUCUAAAGAGUCUGAAGGUUAAGAUGGGCUUAUUGGUAGACUUGACAAAUACUUCAAGAUUUUAUGACAGAAAUGACAUAGAAAAAGAAGGAAUCAAAUAUAUAAAAUUACAAUGUAAAGGACAUGGUGAGUGCCCUACAACUGAGAAUACUGAGACAUUUAUUCGCCUUUGUGAGCGGUUUAAUGAAAGAAGCCCACCUGAACUUAUAGGUGUGCAUUGUACCCAUGGUUUCAAUCGCACUGGUUUCCUCAUAUGUGCCUUUUUGGUGGAGAAAAUGGAUUGGAGUAUUGAAGCAGCAGUUGCUACUUUUGCCCAAGCCAGACCACCAGGGAUUUAUAAGGGUGAUUAUUUGAAAGAACUUUUUCGUCGCUAUGGUGAUAUAGAGGAAGCACCACCUCCACCUCUAUUGCCAGAUUGGUGUUUUGAGGAUGAUGAAGAUGAAGAUGAGGAUGAGGAUGGCAAAAAGGAAUCAGAACCUGGGUCAAGUGCCUCCUUUGGAAAAAGGAGAAAAGAACGGUUAAAACUGGGUGCUAUUUUCCUGGAAGGUGUAACUGUUAAAGGUGUAACUCAAGUAACAACUCAACCAAAGUUAGGAGAGGUACAGCAGAAGUGUCACCAGUUCUGUGGCUGGGAAGGGUCUGGAUUCCCGGGAGCACAGCCUGUUUCCAUGGACAAGCAAAAUAUUAAACUUUUGGAGCAGAAUCCAUAUAAAGUAAGCUGGAAAGCAGAUGGUACUCGGUAUAUGAUGUUGAUUGAUGGCACAAAUGAAGUUUUUAUGAUUGACAGAGAUAACUCAGUGUUUCAUGUUUCAAAUCUGGAAUUUCCAUUUCGUAAAGAUCUUCGUAUACAUUUAUCAAAUACUCUCUUAGAUGGGGAAAUGAUUAUUGACAGAGUAAAUGGACAGGCUGUUCCUAGAUAUUUGAUAUAUGACAUAAUUAAAUUCAAUGCACAACCAGUUGGAGACUGUGAUUUUAAUAUUCGUCUGCAGUGUAUAGAACGAGAAAUAAUAAAUCCUCGACAUGAAAAAAUGAAGUCUGGGCUCAUUGACAAAACACAAGAACCAUUUAGUGUCAGAAACAAGCCCUUUUUUGACAUCUAUACUUCAAGAAAGCUGCUUGAAGGAAAUUUUGCCAAAGAAGUCAGUCAUGAAAUGGAUGGACUUAUUUUUCAGCCCAUUGGCAAAUACAAACCUGGUCGAUGUGAUGAUAUUUUAAAAUGGAAGCCUCCCAGUCUGAAUUCUGUAGAUUUUCGCCUCAAGAUAACAAGAAUGGGAGGAGAAGGGUUACUUCCGCAGAAUGUUGGCCUUCUCUACGUUGGAGGUUAUGAAAGGCCCUUUGCACAAAUCAAGGUGACAAAAGAGCUAAAACAGUAUGACAACAAAAUUAUAGAAUGCAAAUUUGAGAACAACAGCUGGGUCUUCAUGAGACAGAGAACAGACAAAAGUUUUCCUAAUGCCUACAACACUGCCUUGGCUGUGUGCAACAGCAUUUCAAAUCCUGUCACCAAGGAGAUGCUGUUUGAGUUCAUCGACAGAUGUGCUGCAUCUUCUCAAGGACAGAAGCGAAAGCAUCAUCUGGACCCUGACACAGAGCUCAUGCCGCCACCACCUCCCAAAAGACCGCGCCCUAUGACCUAAGAGCAGACUUGACUUCAGGAGGAGGGGAAAGAUGAGUGAGGAAAAUGCUGUCACUCCAUUUUUGCAGCCCGAGAAAUUAAAAAAAAAGAGUGUGGCUUGAUGUUGAGAUACAUUUGAAUUUUUUUUUUUUUUUAGGCAAAGAAAAUAUUGUAGCCAGCCUGUAAAUAUUUGAUGUAUUUGUUUCCUCAGUGCUACAGUACAUCAUGGACUUGAACAUUUUAUUUAUAUCUGAUAACUCAGCCUUACCUUGUGGAAUCUGAAGAUUGAAAUACCCAAAGGUUUAAAUGAUUGAAAUCAAUGAAAAAGAGGCCUUGUUUAUAUAUGGGUAACUUUCAUCAUUAACUUACAAAGUUAUCUGCAAUCUGGAACUGUGACAGCAUAGAACUGUAUUUUUUAGAAAUUGUAUGCCAACUAUGGUAAAUUUUCCUUUUAAAACAUGUAGGCAAUGGCAUUAAACAUUCUUGCUAUCGUUUAUCAUGGAUUUCCUAUAUUUCUGAGAUUCCUGUGUUCAAAAACAAAUGACAAGGUUGUUAGGUAUUGUACUAUAUUAAACAACUUGGUCUGGCUUCUGUCAUUUUAAGGUGUGUUUUUGUAAAAGUAAAACUCCAUUUUUGUGAAUUGCAUCUUUUCUAAAGAAAGUAUACUGAGUACUUUCAUCUGUUUCUAUUGUUUGAACUGCAGCAUCAGAUAUUCAAGGUGUUCAUUCUGGCAGUGAUUUUGAGUUACUUCAUAGUACUCAGAUGGAUACCAUCAGGUCCUUUAUGUGUUUCCUAGAAGACUUCUUUUUGAUAAACACCCAAGCCACUUCUGCUUCACCUCAGUGGUAUCAGCACAUUGUACAUUACAUUAAAACAUACAACUCACUGUGAUUAUGGGAUGUCAAAUACAAACAAUGUUGUGUUAGUUCCCUGGAACAAAAAAGCAAAGGAAAUGCCAGCUGACUUCUUUGAUUAGAAGGUAACAUCAGUGGAAUAGAAUGCUGUCGUGAGAAAGUGCUCUCCCACUGCUGGAUAACUGCAGAGGCCAAGAGGAGACAUCUGUAGGAAGUACACAUCAAGGCAACCAAGACAUUUCUUUUCAAAGCCAGAAUUCUAUCUAUUUUCUAUUCUGGGAAUGCUGUUUAUGUUGUACAUCUGCAUCUUGACAUGUUUACUGAGCGGUAAUGGUUUUAGAGAGUAGCUAAUUGGUCAUCAGCCAUUGUUGAGAAACUAUUCUGAUUGGUUUGUGAAGGAACUUUGAGAAUUAGCCAAUUAGAGGCUAAUGUAUUUAUUUUUAGAGGUACAGGUUUUAAGUAUAUGUAUUUAAAACAAAUUUUCAUGAUCUGAAUUUUGUAUAUGUAUAUGCAUAUAUAUUUGAGUAUAUGCAACAGUGUAUAUUCUUCUACUAAUGCAGACAUGAAAUCCAAACGAGUGACCUAGGGAAUACCUGACAGGAUAUAGCACAGAUUAACCAAAAAUGUAUAAUUCCCUGAGUUCUAAUGUUUUUAAACAAAGUUUUCUCCUGCCGAGCUUUUCUAAAUGAAAUGCUAGUGUCAUGCUUGGACUUUUUUCUUCAUUGUCCCCAGGUUAUACAAUGUAUUGUGAAUUUAUCCAAAAUGCCGUUUUAGUGUUUGUUUUCUAGAGUACUUUGUUCAUUUGGGCACUAACUGGGUUCAAACACCUGAGUGAUACAAUGAGUGUUGAAAGGUGGAAAUUUCUCAAAGGGUAUUUGACACAAAGUGGGUCUUAAAAAAUGCCUAUGCAA
This is a messenger RNA of Condylura cristata (star-nosed mole), 3713 nucleotides long. It is a transcript of the gene RNGTT, whose product is annotated as RNA guanylyltransferase and 5'-phosphatase. Gene Ontology annotation, biological process: 7-methylguanosine mRNA capping; protein dephosphorylation. Gene Ontology annotation, molecular function: protein tyrosine/serine/threonine phosphatase activity; ATP binding; mRNA 5'-triphosphate monophosphatase activity. Lineage: Eukaryota; Metazoa; Chordata; Mammalia; Eulipotyphla; Talpidae. The transcript is spliced from 16 exons. The record is from RefSeq and is a predicted model, not a curated record. Bases 177 to 1970 code for a protein of 597 amino acids.